UCUCGCAAUUCCUCCAUUUCCAUACCUUCUCUCUAUCUCUGGAAACAUUAGGCAGGAGAUUAGAACAAUGAGGUCUGCUACUAUGUUGAGAUCCAUGCUCAAGAAUUCUUCAUCUUCUUCUUUACUUCGCCGGACUUACUCGUCGGAGUCUGCUCCGGCGCGUAAGGUCGCCGUCUUGGGAGCAGCCGGAGGUAUUGGACAACCCCUUGCACUCCUCAUGAAGUUAAACCCUCUUGUAUCUAGCCUCUCUCUCUACGAUAUCGCCGGCACACCUGGUGUUGCAGCUGACGUCAGCCACAUCAACACCAGAUCUGAGGUGGUCGGUUACAUGGGUGAAGAAAAUCUUGGAAAGGCAUUGGAAGGAGCUGAUGUUGUCAUCAUUCCAGCCGGUGUACCAAGGAAACCGGGAAUGACUCGUGAUGAUCUUUUCAACAUCAAUGCCGGUAUUGUUAAGGGUCUAUGCACUGCGAUUGCCAAGUACUGCCCUCACGCACUUGUGAAUAUGAUCAGCAACCCGGUUAACUCCACUGUGCCCAUUGCUUCUGAGGUUUUCAAGAAAGCAGGUACCUACGAUGAGAAAAGGCUAUUUGGUGUGACCACACUUGAUGUUGUCAGGGCAAAGACUUUUUAUGCCGGAAAAGCGAAGGUUCCAGUUGCUGGCGUUAAUGUACCUGUUGUUGGUGGUCAUGCCGGCAUUACCAUUCUGCCAUUGUUUUCUCAGGCCACACCAACUGCAAAUGAUUUAUCAGCUGAAGAGAUAACUGCUCUUACAAAACGAACACAAGAUGGUGGAACGGAGGUUGUGGAGGCCAAGGCUGGAAAGGGUUCCGCUACACUCUCUAUGGCUUAUGCUGGAGCCAUAUUUGCUGAUGCUUGCUUAAAAGGACUUAAUGGGGUCCCUGAUGUUGUAGAAUGUUCCUUUGUGCAAUCAAACAUAACUGAACUACCUUUCUUUGCAUCAAAGGUGAGACUUGGGAAAAAUGGCGUCGAGGAAGUGCUUGGGCUCGGCUCACUUUCAGACUAUGAGAAACAAGGAUUGGAAGCCCUUUUGCCCGAACUAAAGUCGUCUAUCGAGAAGGGAAUCAAGUUUGCCAACCAAAACUAAAAUGUUGGUUGCAUCCAUCACAGUUUUGCAUAACUUCUUGUAACAUGCUUCUGAGUCUUAAUUACCUGCCUGCCCAAUAAAAAGGAAGCCAAUUGCUAACCAUAUACACUUUGUAUCUCAAUUCCACCAUUAUUGAGUGUUGAAACAUCUUUUUCUUGGAUGCUUUAAGCAAAUAUUAAGGAGCCGUUUAUCAAA
Messenger RNA from Cynara cardunculus var. scolymus (artichoke), 1300 nucleotides. Its product is annotated as malate dehydrogenase 1, mitochondrial. NCBI's taxonomy places the organism in Eukaryota, Viridiplantae, Streptophyta, Magnoliopsida, Asterales, Asteraceae. Gene Ontology annotation, molecular function: L-malate dehydrogenase (NAD+) activity. The transcript has 7 exons. The coding region runs from base 68 to 1105 and encodes 345 amino acids. Gene Ontology annotation, cellular component: cytoplasm; mitochondrion. Gene Ontology annotation, biological process: tricarboxylic acid cycle; malate metabolic process. The record is from RefSeq and is a predicted model, not a curated record.